Messenger RNA from Camellia sinensis, 1989 nucleotides. Its product is annotated as O-fucosyltransferase family protein. Gene Ontology annotation, cellular component: nucleus; cytoplasm. NCBI's taxonomy places the organism in Eukaryota, Viridiplantae, Streptophyta, Magnoliopsida, Ericales, Theaceae. The record is from RefSeq and is a predicted model, not a curated record.
CUCUAGUUAUUUUCAUUAACCACUUUCAUUUUGCUCGAACAUUGAGAGACAGAAAACAGAGACUGAAAGAUGAUUAAUAAGAGAGGCUACCCUAGAAGGUGAAUCUGCAUGUAAGAGACUGACAGAUGGUUAACAAGAGAGGCAAUUAUCCUCAUUCCCGAAAUUCGUUGGCUACUAAGCUCUUCCCAAGAAAACUAACUCUAUACUCGAUCACAGUUUACGCAAUCCUUCUCUUUGCCUUUUCAAUCUUCAUAUUUAUCUUCUGCGGUAAAGACAUUUUCCAACAUGAGCAGAUGAAACCUCUAUCUUCUGAAGGGUCUCAAUCUCAACAGCUGCCGGAUAGCAAACUUUGGGGUGCUCCUCAUCAUUACGGUUUACGGCCAUGUGUCAAACCUACCGCUAAAUAUAAAGCCACUCAAGGAUGGGAUCGCUAUAUGACUGUGAGGAGUAAUGGGGGACUGAAUCAGAUGCGUACUGGUAUAUCUGAUAUGGUGGCUGUGGCACGCAUAAUGAAUGCAACCUUAGUAAUUCCUCAACUGGAUAAGCGCUCAUUCUGGCAAGAUUCAAGUACCUUUUCAGAUGUAUUUGAUGAACUUCAUUUCACCACAAGCUUACAAGGAGAUGUGAGGAUUGUGAAAGAGCUUCCUAAGGAAUUAGAACAUGUUCCUCGUGCAAGGAAGCAUUUCACUUCUUGGUCUGGUAUGAGCUACUAUGAGGAGUUGACGCAUUUAUGGAAGGACUAUCAGGUGGUUCAUGUUGUAAAAUCAGAUUCCAGACUUGCAAAUAAUGAUCUACCUGUUGAUAUCCAAAGGUUGAGGUGUCGUGCUCUGUAUUAUGCUCUCCGCUUCUCUCCUUCUAUUGACAAUCUUGGGAAGAAGCUGGUGGAGCGGCUGAGAUCCCGUGGGGGAAGAUACAUUGCUCUUCAUCUGAGAUAUGAGAAAGACAUGUUAUCUUUCACUGGCUGUACUCAUGGUCUUACUGACGCGGAAUCUGAAGAGCUAAGAAUAAUGAGGGAGAACACAAACCACUGGAAGAUGAAGAAGAUAAAUUCAACAGAACAGAGGAAAGGAGGCUUUUGUCCAUUAACCCCCGAAGAGGUGGGAAUAUUUCUUCAAGCUCUCGGUUACCCUCCAUCAACAUUGAUUUAUAUUGCUGCUGGGGAAAUUUAUGGUGGUCACAUUCACUUAUUGGACCUCACAUCUCGCUUCCCAAACGUUGUUUUCAAGGAAACGGUUGCAUCCCAAGAUGAGCUGAAAGCAUUUUCCAAUCAUGCAUCACAAACUGCAGCACUUGAUUACAUCAUCUCUGUAGAGAGUGAUGUAUUCAUUCCAUCUUAUUCAGGUAAUAUGGCAAGAGCUGUUGAGGGACACCGCAGAUUCUUAGGCCACCGGAAGACCAUCACUCCUGACAGGAAGGGUCUUGUUGAAGUGUUUGAUAAGAUGGAAGCUGGACAGCUUGAAGAAGGAACAUUGGUGUCUUAUCUUGUGAUGCAAUUGCACAAGAACAGGCAAGGAGCACCAAGGAAAAGAGAAGGUCCCCUUCAAGGAUUCAAAGGCCGAGCACGGUUCAGGACUGAAGAAUCUUUUUACCAAAAUCCAUACCCGGAAUGUAUAUGUCAUUCAAAAAGCACAUUAUGAUAUUAAAGAGUCACUGCGUCAUCCAGCAUUUGAAGACUCAGUUAUUAUUAUUAUUGUUACUUAACUCUUUUUUUUAAAAAAAAGAGAGUGAGUGUGAUAUACACAUCACAAGCCAGUGCAGGUGAAAUCCUUUGUUUUUUAUUCUUGCUUUAGGGUCUUGUAAUUUUCUAAUACUAAUUUUUCUUGCCUUAAUAGUUUUGUAACUCGUAUCAGUGGACGAUUUUGUUUGUAGAUGAAUUUACUCGUGGAAGUCUGUAAUACCCAAAUAAGAGCUUAUGCAUUUUAAAUUUUUUAUUGAGAAAAUAUUCGAUGGAUAUGUGGUUAAAUGAUCAGUAUUCGACGGAUUUAAACA